Molecule: messenger RNA, 3999 nt
Organism: Camponotus floridanus (Florida carpenter ant)
Lineage: Eukaryota; Metazoa; Arthropoda; Insecta; Hymenoptera; Formicidae
Exons: 7
Coding region: 305-2917 (870 amino acids)
Source: RefSeq, a predicted model, not a curated record
CAAUUAAUCUCGUGAACUGUGGCGUUAACGAAACUGAAAAUACAACGAAGUGUCUUGUGUUCGCCGCGGUUAUGUUCGCGACGAGAUCCGACUGAUAGAUGUAAAAAAAAUCUUUUUUUUUCCCUCUCAAUCGCAGCGAUCGCAACGAGUCGUCGUCGCCGUCGUCGUCAUCGUCGUCGUGCUCGUCGCGAUCAUAAAAAUCCCUCUUCUGGCUACGCCAACGCUUGUUUCCGAGAGUGCGAAUACCCGGGACGGUGCGAAAUAUGCGAAUACGUUCGACUCGGUAAUAUUUCGGCCGCGAAAUAUGUCAGCGGACACGACGGAUCCGGACGGGAUUGUCGAGACGGAACAUACCCACGAUGGCUACCUCGUCGACGAGGUCGACCACUCGACGAUCGACCUGUCGGACUUAUCUCUCGACAAUAACGACGAUUGGUUGUAUAUGCCUUCGCAAUGCUCAACCGAAUCUGCAAUCCAUGAUCUAUACACCUGGUUGAAAACAGAACCAGAAUUGGAUGUACAAAGUAACAAAAAAUACAUUGAUACAAGAACAUUUACAAGACCUAAAAAACGAUCGGUUCGAAUGAGUUUUGAGUCAAUUUUUGAAGGAUUACCACCUUCUCCCACGACAAAUACAUCAAAGAUACAAAAUGCAGAUGUUACGCACACAGAAAAUAUGGAAAAAUAUUUACCUCCAACAAUGGUAGACAAAGAAUCUGUGCCACCAAUGUUAAAGUCAUCUGCCAAGACAGCUGUAAAUAUUUUAUCCAAUGACAACUUUUCAGUAAUAUCAGGCCAAGAAAGCAUGGAAGCAUUUUUGAACAUGUCGCAAUCUAAAGGAAUUGAUUCGUUCAUAAAUUUAGGCGAACCCGAAUUUAAUGAUCCAUUAAUGAACGUCUCACAGCCUUCUAUGUUGUAUACAUCUAUUAUUUCACCUAUAAACGAUUCUACAUUUGUGGAAAAUGACACAAUAUCCAUAACAAAUAAAAAUGCAACUCAAAAUGUUAUAAAAGAAGAGUCAGACUUCAAUAGUAUGAAUGAAACAUUUAUAAUGCAAAGUACCGACAAUACGAUUACACUGGAUAAUAUGUAUUGCACAAAUACUUUAAAUAAAAUCCCCAAACAGUCUGUUGAACUGGAUAAAGGAUUAAACGAAACAUAUGACACUGAAGCUAUCGAAACGUUAGCAUUACAAUCAAAUCUCAACAAAGAAGAAAUAGCCACUUUGUCUUCCACUUUUGUAACCGAGCCUAAUCGAGCUGAUGCUACUUUCGUACAAUUAUCGAACGAAGUGAAUAAUAUUGAGCCAUUAGAUACUACGUAUUUAUCUUCGGUGAAAAACGCCGAUAAGAAAAAUUCGCCUGUUUCGAUUGAGAAUGAUAUAUACAAGUCUACCGUACAACAUGCGGAUUGGAAUGUAACGUGUGAUAUUCCAUCAACCGAAUCCGCAACAAACAUCUUAGAUAUAUCAUUCAAGGUGCCUACUCAUAAUCAAUCCACUCCGAUGAAUCCAAAUAUGUUGAAUCCAAUAUCGAAAUUCGCUGUGAAGCAUCUCGAUCAACCGCGACAAGCUAUGUAUUCCACGUUAAAAGCUCCCACAUCGUUAAGACGAGAGUUGCUGGCAGAGAUUCAACGAAGUGGCGAACGCAAAUGGGAUUCUACAUAUAACCAUAUCCCUGGUGAUCAUCUCGAUUCAAGAGACGCAAAGGAGAAUAUUCGUAAAGUUUGUAAUGAGGACGAGACUGACAAUCUUCCAUUAAACAGAUAUCAGACAUAUAAAAAGUCGGUGUUGACAAACCAGUAUAGAAGUCAGAAAGAAAUCGCUCAAAAAGAAUUAUCAACAGACCAACGUAAAUUUUAUACUUUUACAAAGAAGAGCAACAAUAAUCCUGUCGAAAAGACUGAUGCUAUUGCUAGAGAAAAUGCUAAAAUACAGAAUCCAGAUAUGGAUGGUACGUUCUGCAAACCUUUGCCGCCAAAAGCGCAACAAAAACAAACCGUACCGAGAAUGCUGUCAAAAUUACCAAAGUUCUUACAAAAAUCCAAUCCCAAUCUUGUGUCGAAUUCGCUGAAAGCUGCCAGCGGCGCAUCUACUGGCUAUGCGAGCAUAUCCAGCGUGGGAUACAUCAAAGGCUCGCAACCCAAUAUUGUGCAAAGAGACAUCACGGAGAGAUCACAGUUAGCGAACAACAAGUUGUAUUUAUACAAAUUGAAGAGCGGUUCCGAGCAACGGUUGCUCGAGCAGGUUAAUGCGAAUACGAAUAUUCAGUUUCCGAUAAAAAGUGCGAUAACUGCCGGCUCGACGGAGAGCAUAGAAAGCACUCAGAGUACCCACAGUGUUCCUGACAUGGAUGAUAGACUCAGUACGUGUUCCGAUAGCAGCAGUCACAAUUCGUGCAACAGACGCACAAUGAAUAUUGAGCAGUUGCAUCAAUUAGUACGAAUGCAGGAAGAGAGUUUACAACAGGAUUCAGCACCUAAACCACAUAUACGAGUUUUAGAGAACACUUGGGUCGAAGCAAAGACGGAUUUGCCUUCCCCGAUUUUGAAAAAUGGCAUAGAAUAUGAUGAAAUUGAUAAACAUUCACAAAAUAUUGAUUUAAGGAUGAAAUGUAGUUCUCCAUUCAGUCCUACUGGGUCUAGUCAUGCAUUAAACAACGACGGAAAUCCUGAAGGCAAUAUAACAAAAACCAAGGAUGAAGUUGCGAUAGUUGAAAAGACAAAGGAUCCAAAUCAAGUAGUGCCUAAAAUUGAGAAUAAGACUCGAUUAAGACAGCCGACCAAUUGGAAUGCCGGAAGCAAGCCGGCUGCUGUGAUAAGUGGAAUUCCUAGACCUGCGUCGCGUAUACCAGCUCUCAGAUUUAUUCGACCAAACGCGAAAACUGCUCAAACCGAUCUGAAAAAAGGAUACACAUGAAAUUUUGAACGGUAAACAAAACAAAACAGGCAAAAAACAUUUAAAAAAAGGAUCUUUAUUCGAAUAUAUAAUUUAAUAUCGCGUGGCUAUUAGAAUAAUGAGAAUAUUUUUAAUUCUAUUAUAUAGAAGUUUCUCAGAGCUGAGAUGAAAAGUCAGUAUUACUGAGCUUCCAAAUCGAACAAUGAGAAAAGAUAAUAAUGUUUUAUGUUAUGCAUAUUUAUUUGUUUGUAUUGCAUUUGUAAAAUUAGUAGUGUGAAAUUUUGUGAAAUCAUUAUUUCUAUUUAAUGCAUUAUAUGUGCAAUUAUAUGUGCAUCUUUUGUCACGAUUUAAAGCAUUCAAAGCAUCAUUUUCUUGCUGAUGCACAUUGAAAAUAUUUUAUUUUGUACUACAACCUUGUAUACAAACUUGUAAAAUAUUUCAAAAAAGAAGUUUUUUGUCCUUAUAUUAAUAAGUAGUAAAAAAAAGUCGAAUCUCUUUUGGAAAAAAAAUCAUCAAAGAGUCGUAAAUUUUAUAAUUGCCAAAACUAAGCUUAUAUCGUUUGUAAUUUCUAUAGGAUGUAGAAAUUUAAAUUUCUAUUUGGUACUUUAUACAAAAAACUGAAAAAAGCAUUGCUUUUAUACAAUGGUCAGUACAAGCAACCGAUCUGGAAAAUUCUUGUAUAUAAGAAUAAUAUAAAUAAUAUAUAACAUUAGAGAUUAUUUAAGUUAUCUUUUGUUAAUAAAUAAUAAAUCGGCCGCAAGUUAUAAAAAAAUCUAUUCGAAGAAAAGAAAGACUGCAUACGUAUCAUAUUUAUAGAAAUAAUUCAGUCUUCAGCCCUUGUCUCCGUCCCGCUUGACAGGGUGUCUUUCUUUUAAAUAAAUUCGUAAUAAUCCGUUUUUGUCAAAUCAUCUGAAACAUAUCGUAUAUUUACAUCGUACAAAGAAUCUAUAAAUAUAUAAAGAAAUUAAAAGUUGAUAUAUAACGAUAUAUAAAAAAAUUGUUCGAUUCAUGCGUUCAUAUCAUCAUCGUCCAGAAGAAAUCUGAACAAAUCGACCAUUAGAACAUUGGCGACAAUAUGAGUUCGAUGAUUUUGAGCAGAAAAA